CUUGCUCUCGCUUUAACAACUUGGUUCACUUGCAAUCUCAUUUGGGCUCUGAGUGACUUGCACGCAUUUGUUGGUCAUUGGUGAUAACAAAUAACUGGAGCACGGGUUGCCGCAUUAUGUCGCGACAUACGAUAUCCCCCGACGAGUACUUGGAGCUCGGCCGGAACUACUACAAGCAGAAGAACUAUGAGAAAGCAAUUGAAGCUUUCACACAUGGCAUUGAAGCCAGCGAAACGCCGCUAAUCACUCUUCUCGACUACCGUGCGGCAAGCUACAUCAAGAACGAAAACAGCAAUGCAGCACUGAAGGAUGCACGUGAUAUGAUUCGAAUGCAUAAGAAAGACAUCAGGGGUUAUUUGCGAACCGCUAGUCUGCUUGAGAAAACGGAGAAAUUCGAUACUGCGUUGAACAUUUACGCUUAUGGCAAGAAAAAUGUGCCGACUACAGACAAGAACUACAAGCUCCUGCAGCAACUGCAUGACAAGUUGACUAGGAAGAUAUCUCCACCAACCUCAGUAGAUCCCUUCACGAUACUACCACCUGAGCUCAUCGACAUGGUACUCGACUACCUUGGUUUUCGGAAUAUGGUCCGUUGCCUUCCGGUCAGCAAGGGCUGGAAAACGUAUAUAUGCGGGCGGCCAAGUCUGUGGACCAACUUGGAUCUCUCGCUCGCCCGCAAAGACGUUAGCCGUGCUUUCGUUCGCGACGCAGUGAAACGUUCUCGGGGUGCCAUUACCCACGCUACCUUCCACCGUUUCUACCACACGGACAUGCUGAAAAGGAUACCGCCAGCAUGUAAGCAGCUGGGACAUCUAGAGUUCCUCAGCGGUAGAUCCAUGUCCGAUACAUUCAUCGAGAUGGCCAAAGGUGCUCCAAACCUGAAGAAACUGGUUGUUCAUGUUGAAGUCACGCUGGACACAAUCACGCAAGUCCUGCGCCAUCGACCGACCUUGGAACAUGUGGAAUUCCUAAACCUGGGACACUCCACAGUUCCAGCAAACUGGACCGGUCCUUUUCCGGAUCUGAAAUCAAUAUCUCUCCACCCAGGAGACCAAGCAACCCGCUUCGCGCUCCUCAACCUGCCCGCCUUCCUUGCCAAAGCUCCAUCACUACGAACACUAUCCCUCACCAACUGGGCUGGUCCCAUCGAUCGUAGAUUCGAUCCAUCCACUGCCACUCUAACCCAUCUCAACCUCACCAACCUGGGACUCGAAUCCAUCCCUCCCCUGCCACCAACCCUCACCCACCUCACCCUGACACCAAGACGCCGAAUCUGCUUCUCCAACACCCGCCCAUACACGCUGAACGCUCAGUCAUGGCUAAACAUAACGCUCGCCAGCCUCCCCAACCUCACACACCUCUCGCUCUCGCGCAUCAUUCUCGACGGCAUCGAUUUCUUCUCCCUCUUCCUCGACAUGUACGAACCCGAAGACGACGAUAACAACGGGAUGGCACCGCAGCUCACCUCGAUACCGGACACAGCGCCGCUCCAACACCUAUCACUCCGCGAAAUCGAGUACCCAGAGCCGUACACACUCUUCGGCCCGACGGGAUAUCUCUCGCAGUCGAAGAGGAUACUGACGCCUUCUUUGGAAUCACUCAAAAUCACCAACACCCCCAUCACAGACAACGACAUCGACGACCUCCUCCUCUCCGCCCCCUACCCCAACCUCCACACCGUCGACCUCUCCGUCACCCACAUAACAGGCGCGAGCGUGAAAACGCUGGUCGACAACUUGCCUGCCCUCCGGGACAUCGUUCUGAACGACUGUCCCAACAUCGUGGAUCGCGAGGCGGUGGACUAUGCGUUGGGGAGGGGGAUCGGGGUUAUGAGGGUCAGUCGCGUGGGUGCGGGGUCGGGGAGGAAGCUGGCUUUGGGGUCGAGGAGUGUGAGGCAUGGCUAG
Molecule: messenger RNA, 1904 nt
Organism: Aaosphaeria arxii CBS 175.79
Lineage: Eukaryota; Fungi; Ascomycota; Dothideomycetes; Pleosporales
Product: RNI-like protein
Exons: 4
Coding region: 117-1904 (595 amino acids)
Molecular function (GO): protein binding
Source: RefSeq, a predicted model, not a curated record